AAUUUUCUAUCGGAUAUAUAAGCAAGGCCGGCUGGCUUUAACGCAUAGGGUUUUGCGAGCGCUUUGGAGAUGGCGCAAUCUCUUGCUGUGAAGCCGAAGACGGAGAUUACCGAGAAGGAAUCGCUUCAGCUGACUAGAAACCUCCUCCGGAUCGCCGUCUUCAACAUCAGCUACAUCCGGGGAUUGUUUGACGAGAAGUACUUCGCCGACACUCCCAUUCCAGGCAUUGAUAUGAAGGUCAAGAGGCUUCUUCCCUACGACAAUGAGUCCCGGAGAUUGAUCGACUGGAUUGAAAAAGGAGUGUAUGAUGCGCUGCAAAAGAAAUACCUGAGAUCGAUGAUGUUUUCCAUUUGUAGCGGAGACGAUGGGCCUCUGAUUGAGGAGUAUGAGUUCUCCUUCACCUACCCGGAAAAUUCAUGCGAAAUGACGAUUGCUCGGGCUGGAGAUGAGAAAUCCGGCAGAAACGUCAGCUCGGGCGAUAAGACGAUGAAGUCAAUGAAAAAAUCCGUUUGCAGGAUCGUGAGAACUCUCAUUCAGCUUAUGCGCACCCUUGACAACGUUCCAACCGAGAGAACCAUCAUCAUGAAGCUUCUAUACUACGAUCUAACGCCGGAGGAUUACGAGCCUCCGUUUUUCAGGUGCUGCACUGAGGACGACCAGAUGAAAUGGGUGAAAACUCCUAUCAGAGUGAAAGUAGGGGAUCUAAACAGCAAGCACUACGCUGUGGCUUUGAAGGUGAGAAGCACACUUGACCCUUGUGAGGACGAGAACGAGAGGAGAGACGAGAACGAGUGUGACGACUGCGAAGGUGAUCAAACCGAGAAGGAACGCGUGGAGGUGGAAGCAAAGCUGCAGCAGCUCAAAUGCAGCAGCAACGUCUCCACGAUCGGUCUGUUUCGUACAGUCGGCUCCGAGGUGACCAGGCACGGAGACUCGGCUUCUGGCUUUUCAAAGAGGCCGCUAUCUCCAACAACAUCCAUUUGCCAGGUGCAAGAGCCGAUCUACCAGCCGGCAAAGAAAAUGCGAAGCAGCUAG
This is a messenger RNA of Selaginella moellendorffii, 1035 nucleotides long. RefSeq names its product meiosis-specific protein ASY1. Lineage: Eukaryota; Viridiplantae; Streptophyta; Lycopodiopsida; Selaginellales; Selaginellaceae. The transcript is spliced from 11 exons. The record is from RefSeq and is a predicted model, not a curated record. Bases 70 to 1035 code for a protein of 321 amino acids.